CAUUUCAAGCAAACGUUUACACAUCUCCACACACACUGAUCUUAGAUAGAAAACACAGUAAAUCGGAUUUUAGGGUUUUUCUUUUUCCUUCUUUGUUUUUCUUUUCUUUUCCCUCUCUCUUGUUUUUGUUUUUGAGUUUCUCUAGGCCUCUGUUUUCCGGGUUUUUUUUGCAGUUUCUCUUGCCCUUGCCCUAGGUUUUCACUACUCUCUGUCUUGCUCUCUCUCGAUCGUUCUAUCUCUUGUGCUUCUGCGAUUUUCAGUACUCUUUUGUUCUAAUUUGAUUACCCUAAUACCCAGAACUACCUUUUCUCUCUCUCUUUUACUUUUCUCGCAGUCUUUUAAGUUUCUUACUUUUCUCCUGGCCUUUUAACUUUACAUUUUUCAUCUUUGUUUCGUCAUUAAUCUAGAAAAUGUUUCACAACUUGUAGUCCUUAAACCCUCGUGUGUUAUUUUUGUUUUCGUUCUUCUUUUUCCCUUUUCCUUGGGGUUUUUUAUCUGUCUCUGCAUUUCAGUCUGUGUAUUUAUUCGUCCAUUUAUAGCUGCUUUUUUCUCUUAAAGUGCACAGAUAUAUACCCGUUUCUCUCUCUAAAUAGACUAAAAAAAAUAGAAGAAAAAUGCAGCAGAGGCUUAAGCAACAGCAGCAACAAGCUCUGAUGCAGCAGGCUUUGCUUCAGCAGCCUGCUCUUUACAACCCUGGCAUAUUGGCUGCAAUCUCUCAGAUUGAUCCAAUCCCAAGUGGAAACCUGCCUCCUGGCUUUGAUUCAACUACAUGCCGCAGUGUGUAUGUGGGUAACAUCCAUGUUAAUGUCAAUGAGAACCUUCUUGCAGAGGUUUUUCAAAGUACCGGUCCACUUGAAGGGUGCAAACUUAUAAGGAAGGACAAGUCAUCUUAUGGCUUUGUGGAUUACCACGAUAGGAGGUCAGCAGCACUCUCCAUUAUGACUUUAAACGGGAGACAGCUGUUUGGUCAGCCGCUAAAAGUUAACUGGGCAUAUGCCAGUGGCCACAGAGAGGAUACAUCUGGUCAUUACAAUAUUUUUGUUGGUGAUCUUAGUUCAGAGGUCACAGAUGCAUCUCUUUAUGCAUUUUUCUCGACAACAUUUCCCAGUUGCUCGGAUGCAAGGGUCAUGUGGGAUAACAAAACUGGGCGGUCUAGAGGGUUUGGAUUUGUAUCUUUUCGUAAUCAGCAGGAGGCUCAGGCUGCCAUAAAUGACUGGAAUGGUAAAUGGCUUGGUAGUAGACAAAUACGUUGCAAUUGGGCAGCCAAGGGGGCUGGUUUUAAUGAUGAUAAGCAGAACAGCGACACCCAGAGCAUGCAAGGGUUGGGAAAUGGUUCCUCAGCUGGCAUAGCAGAUGGCAGCCAGGAGAAUACAAAUGAGGAUGCCCCAGAGAACAAUGCAUCAUACACUACAGUUUACGUUGGGAACCUUGCUCACGAGCUUACGCAGCCAGAGCUCCACCGCCAGUUCCAUAUGCUCGGGGCUGGAGUAAUAGAGGAAGUUCGCAUUCAAAGAGACAAGGGGUUUGGGUUUGUCAGAUACCAAUCUCAUGAUGAAGCGGCCCUUGCUAUUCAGAUGGCCAAUGGUAGGAUCAUUUGCGGAAAGCCCAUGAAGUGUUCAUGGGGCAACAAGCCGACUCCUCCUGGCACCGUAUCAAAUCCUCUCCCGCCUCCUUCUGCACCAUUCCAGCUUCUCGGACCAGGGGGCUAUUCGGCAGCUGAGUUGUUGGCAUACCAGAGGCAACUUGCGUUAACCCAGGCUGCGGCCGCUGCUGCUGCUGGCAGUCUCCCCCUCUCGGGACAGCAGGCGUCGGCCGCCCUCACUUCUGGAGGCAGCCAGGCUAUGUACGAUGGCUACCCCAACCACUCAGCAGCUGCACAACAGCAGCUCAUGUAUUACCAGUAGUAAUGCUAUUAAGUUCUCUCUCUCUCUCUCUCUCUAUAUAUAUAUAUAUAAUAUUAUAUAAUGCCCACUCUCAAAUACCAUAGUUUCAUGUCCAAAACACUUCCCACCACCCAAAUUAUACCUCCAAAGAGCCCAAAACUCUUCCCACCACCCAAGUUGUACCUCCAAAAGUCUCUCUCUCUCCCUCUACACCUAUUCUCUCUUAUCAGCACCUAUCCUCUCUUAUCAGCUGUGAGAUCCAUAUAUACUCUUCCAAAACCUCCCACUACCUCCCACUAUAUGAUAUCCAUCCCAAUGUCUAUCCAUCUGCAGAUACGCAGAGUCUCGUGAUCACCUUCUGUUGAGUAAUUUCUAUCCGGAUUUUCUGGCUGCCUUUGUUUGAUCUAGAUUUUGGUGUUUUUCUCUUUUUAGGUGCUAAAGGCUUUCUCAUGUUUCCUUUUACUUUCUUUCUCUUUUGAUUUCUGCAUUUUUAUGCUUUAAUUGCAUGAACAGGUUUGUUGAUUGUAAAGAUUUGGAUAUGGCAGUUGCUGCCUUCCUCUUUGUUUGUUCUUCAUUUCGUAGUUUUAGUUACAGUUGUCCUCUUUUCUUUUUCUUGAUGCGGAGAUAUAUUUGUGUAUACUUUGAUCUAUAUAUUGAAGGAAAAGUAUUUUGUGGCUUGGCU
Molecule: messenger RNA, 2565 nt
Organism: Amborella trichopoda
Lineage: Eukaryota; Viridiplantae; Streptophyta; Magnoliopsida; Amborellales; Amborellaceae
Product: oligouridylate-binding protein 1
Cellular component (GO): cytosol
Molecular function (GO): mRNA binding
Source: RefSeq, a predicted model, not a curated record